AAAAAAAAAAAAAAAAAAAAACUGUAAAAUCUAGAUUCUACGACCAUGGUAUUAAACCAUGUUUUGCUUGUAUAGGUCUCCUGCCGGUGGUUGGUGGUCCAGACCCAAGACUUGGAAGUCAAACACAGUCAUUGCCGCUCUUGGUAUGGCUGUCACUCUUGGUGCUGUCUGGAGAGUCUCUGCUGAAAAAGAGGUUCGUUAUCAACAACCCAAGCGUUGGAUCCCUUCCAUGAUGUGGGCCAAGCAAUACAAGGAUCAAGAAUAAAUAUAAAAUUAAAGACAAGAAUAAAAAACCUCUCUAUAUAUAUACAUAUAUUAAAUCUCUCUUUUUUUAUUAUUAUUAUUA
Mucor mucedo is the source of this 346-nucleotide messenger RNA. RefSeq lists its product as uncharacterized. NCBI's taxonomy places the organism in Eukaryota, Fungi, Mucoromycota, Mucoromycetes, Mucorales, Mucoraceae. The record is from RefSeq and is a predicted model, not a curated record. The coding region runs from base 59 to 265 and encodes 68 amino acids. The transcript has 3 exons.